CGACCCAGUGCGCGCUCCCCGUCGUCUCCUCCCAAGCGCCGGGCUCGGUGGGUUCUGGACGAACCGUGCAGCCCGGGAGUCCUCUCCCUCGCCGCCUGGAGGGACGCUGGAGGAGGGGGUCACAUAGGAUCUCCACACCGCCGUGGGAAUGAUUCACGAACUGCUGUUGGCUCUGAGCGGGUACCCGGGGUCCAUUUUCACCUGGAACAAGCGGAGUGGUCUGCAGGUGUCCCAGGACUUCCCAUUUCUCCACCCCAGUGAGACUUGCGUCCUGAAUCGACUCUGCCGGCUUGGCACCGACUACAUGCGCUUCACUGAGUUCAUUGAACAGUACACAGGCCACGUGCAGCAACAGGAUCACCAUCCAUCUCAGCAGGGACAAGGUGGGUUACAUGGAAUCUACCUGAGGGCCUUCUGCACAGGGUUGGAUUCAGUUUUGCAGCCUUAUCGUCAAGCACUGCUUGAUUUGGAACAAGAGUUCCUGGCUGACCCUCAUCUCUCUAUAUCACAUGUCAAUUACUCUUUAGAUCAGUUCCAGCUCCUUUUUCCCUCUGUGAUGGUUGUAGUAGAGCAAAUUAAGAGUCAAAAGAUUCAUGGUUGUCAAAUCCUGGAAACAGUCUACAAACACAGCUGUGGGGGUUUGCCUCCAGUUCGAAGUGCAUUAGAAAAAAUCCUAGCUGUAUGUCAUGGGGUCAUGUAUAAACAGCUCUCAGCCUGGAUGCUCCAUGGACUUCUUUUGGACCAGUAUGAAGAGUUCUUCAUCAAACAGGGUCCAUCUUCUGGUAAUACCAGUGCCCAGCCAGAAGAGGACGAGGAGGAUCUGGGCAUUGGGGGACUGACAGGAAAACAAUUGAGAGAGCUCCAGGACUUGCGCCUGAUAGAGGAAGAGAACAUGCUGGCACCAUCUCUGAAGCAGUUUUCCCUACGGGUAGAAAUUUUGCCAUCGUACAUUCCAGUGAGAGUUGCUGAAAAAAUCCUCUUUGUUGGAGAAUCUGUUCAGAUGUUUGAGAAUCAAAAUGUGAACCUCACUAGAAAAGGGUCCAUUUUGAAGAACCAGGAGGACACUUUUGCUGCAGAGCUCCAUCGGCUCAAGCAGCAGCCACUCUUCAGCUUGGUGGAUUUUGAGCAGGUGGUGGAUGGUAUUCGUAGUACUGUGGCUGAGCACCUCUGGAAGCUGAUGGUAGAAGAGUCAGAUUUACUGGGUCAGCUGAAGAUCAUUAAAGACUUUUACCUUCUGGGACGAGGAGAACUAUUUCAGGCCUUCAUUGACACAGCUCAACACAUGUUAAAAACACCACCCACUGCAGUAACCGAGCAUGAUGUAAAUGUGGCCUUUCAACAGUCAGCACACAAGGUGUUACUGGAUGAUGACAACCUUCUUCCUCUGUUGCACUUGACAAUUGAGUAUCAUGGAAAGGAGCACAAAGUAGAUGCUACUCAGGCAAGAGAAGGACCUUCUCGGGAAACUUCCCCCCGGGAAGCCCCCGCAUCUGGCUGGGCAGCUCUAGGUCUUUCCUACAAAGUACAGUGGCCACUACACAUUCUCUUCACCCCAGCUGUCCUAGAAAAGUACAAUGUUGUUUUUAAGUACUUAUUAAGUGUGCGUCGGGUCCAAGCUGAACUGCAGCACUGCUGGGCCCUCCAAAUGCAGCGCAAGCAUCUCAAGUCCAACCAGACGGACGCAGUCAAGUGGCGCCUAAGGAAUCACAUGGCGUUCUUGGUCGAUAACCUUCAGUACUAUCUCCAGUGGGACUGGAGUUUGAACUCAGGACAUCGAGUUUGCAAACAAAGCAGGUGCUGUACCACUUAAGACACACUUUCAGUCAACUUUUCUCCAAUUAUUUUUGGAGAUCAGGUCUUGCAAACUACUUUCCCAGGCUGGCCUCGAACUGCGAUCCUCCCAAUCUCAGAUUCCCAAGUGGCUAUAGGUAUAGGGAUGAGCCACAGGCACCUACCUGGUGGUACUGGAGUUUUGAACUCAGGGCUUAAUGCUUGCUAGGUGGGGGCUCUACCACUUGAGCCGCACUUCCAGCCCAGCUAGGCAUGUUUCUUGAGAGAAUUUUAGGGGAAAGUGGGAAUACAUGGAUAAAUGGGAAUUGGGAUGUUUACAGCCAACGCAUUAUUUGUUGUUGAUUUGCCCUUAGUGUUUGCUACAACUUCUGGAAUCCUCUAGGACUAGGCCAAGUCAGUCAGUGGUGGGAAUGUAGAAUAAGUGGGUUAGGCUAGGACAGAGCAGAUGGUCUGCCAAGACAUGUGAGGCAGUAAAGAAUUAUGCAAAUAGGCAAGGCACAGUAGCUUAUACCUAUAAACCCAGCUACUUAGGAGGCAGAGAUCAGGAGGUUUGAGGUUUGAGGCUCCUGGGCAAAUAAAAAAGUUAGCAAGAUUCCCCCUCCCCUCCUCACCCUGUCUAAACCAAUAAGCUGUGAGUGGUGACGUAUGCCUGUCAUCCCAGCUACAGAGAAGGCAUACAUGGGAGGAUUGUGAUCCAGGACAGCCUGGACAAAAAUACGAGAUCUGAGAACUAAACUGAAGCUAAAAGGACUGAGGAAGUGGCUCCAGAGGUAGAGUACUUGAGCACAAGGCCCCAAGUUCAAAUGCAGGUACAGCAAAAAACAAAAAGAAUUAUACAAAUAGGGGCUGAACAGUGGCUCACCUACUUGAGAAACAGGAGGAUCACGUUUUGAGGCCCAGGCAAAAGUUAGCAAGACCCCUUCUCAAAAUCAACCCGGGCAUUGUGGUACACACUUUUAACCCCAGCUACUCAGGAGGUGGUGGUAGGUGGAUCCUGGUCUGGGGCCAGCUGGGGCAAAGUCAGCAGGAAGCCCUAUCUGAAAAACAAAACCACAAAAAGGAUUGGAUAGAGGCUCAAAUGGCAGAGUUAUGAAGGCCCUGAGUUCAGUCCCCAGUAUCACACCCCUCUCCCCCCAAAAAGUACACAAAUAACUUUCUACCAGGCCGGGCAAUAUAAGGUGUCUUUGGUCAGCCUGAAAGUGGCUUGGCUAAAAGGAAGAUGAGAAGGGGCAAAAAUUGCUAUUUCAUCCUGUCAAAUAUCUGACAAGAUGAAAGAGUGCUCAGAGUAAGAACAGUGCAAAAAAAAAUUCUUUGUGUAACUGUCUUAUCAGGUAGAUGUGCUAGAGUCUCAGUUCUCUCAGCUGCUUCAUCAGAUCAACUCUACCCGAGACUUUGAAAGCAUCCGACUGGCUCAUGACCACUUUCUGAGCAAUUUGCUAGCUCAGUCCUU
Castor canadensis (American beaver) is the source of this 3241-nucleotide messenger RNA. NCBI's taxonomy places the organism in Eukaryota, Metazoa, Chordata, Mammalia, Rodentia, Castoridae. The record is from RefSeq and is a predicted model, not a curated record.